AUGGGCAGCAGACGCAUGACAGUGGCGGCACCACACGUUACCAGGCGGGGAGGGCGCGAGAAGAACGAGGCCGGCCGUGACAUCACUCGCCGAGAGGCCGCCGCGUGGGCGGCAGAUGGCGUUCCGUCUGCGCUCUGCUUCAAGGCACUGCGCCACUCGCUGCGCGUCCAGAACUUGUACGGCGAGCUCAUCUUUGCCGUGCCGGCCUUCUUGUCGUGCGACGAGUGCCAGCGGGUUCGCUCGUUUGCCGACGAAGGCGCAUUUGAGCGCGUGACGCAACGGGCCAGUCGAGAGUACGCGUUCAGGGACAACGAUCGGCUGUUGCUGCGGCUUCCGGCGUUCGCAGAGCUGCUCUGGAAGCGCCUGCAGCCACACGUUCCUGUCGAGUACGAAGGCAUGCAUGCCGCCGGGUUGAACCCCGCCAUUCGCUUCUAUCGCUACCACAAGGGACAGCGGUUUGGCUGCCACGUUGACCAAAGUGACGUGGACCGACGAACGGGCUACCACAGCCGCUUCACUGUGCUCGUGUACCUGAACGACUCGACGGACUCAGACUUGCAGGGCGGCAGCACCGUCUUUUAUGCGAACGAAGCUGGGGCGAAGGAAGAGCAGGUGGUGCUGGACGUCGUUCCACAGACGGGGUCAGCACUCGUACAUGGUCGUGGAGAUCGCUGUCUACUGCAUGAAGGGGCUCUGGUCACUCGAGGAGUGAAGUACUUGCUGCGCACCGACGUCAUGUACUCUCAGACAAGGAAGUAG
Hyaloperonospora brassicae is the source of this 759-nucleotide messenger RNA. The record is from the annotation of a GenBank genome assembly. Lineage: Eukaryota; Oomycota; Peronosporomycetes; Peronosporales; Peronosporaceae.